AAUAAAGUCAACACCUUUUAGGUUCGCUGCUCGUUGAUCCGGUGAAUUCUUAUCUCCUCCAUCUUCGUUGUCGUCUGGAUUCGUGUGGAUUCACGAAUCAAAAAAAAAGAUCUUAUUUUUUCGGAUUGUUUAUUGCUGUAAAGUCGGGACCUUUGAGCUAUAGAAAGAAAGAGGUUUUUUCUCUCGAUGGCUAUGGUGACUCCAAUUCCAGCAAUGGAGGAAAGAGCUGGAUCCAUGAGAUUCCACGGAAUGGGUAGCCCCGGAUCAAGAUCAAGUAGGAGCAGCGUUACGGAAGAGCCUGUCUCGAGGCUGAUCGAUGAGAAAAUCUUCGUUGCUGUGUGUAAAGAUGUGGGUAAGAGCAAGUCUACACUCAUCUGGGCAUUGCAGAACACUGGAGGGAAGAAGAUUUGUCUUGUUCAUGUUCAUCAGCCCUCUCAGAUGAUUCCAGUUAUGGGCGCCAAGUUUCCUGUUAGUUCUGUGAAGGAGGAAGAAGUCAGGGUUUUCCGGGAAAAAGAAAGGGAAAAAGUGCAUAUGGUUCUAGACGAGUAUCUUCGUAUUUGCCAGCAGAGAGGGGUGAGGGCAGAGAAGAUGUUUAUUGAAAUGGAAUCCAUCGAGAAUGGAAUUGUGGAACUGAUCGCGGAGCUUGGAAUCAGGAAGCUUGUCAUGGGAGCAGCUGCAGAUAAACACCAUUCAAAGAAAAUGACGGAACUAAAGUCAAGGAAAGCUAUCUUCGUAUGCAGAGAAGCUCCUGCUCUUUGUCAAAUAUGGUUUACUUGCAAAGGAUACUUAAUACAUACAAGGGAAGCUGCGGAUGAGAGUGAAUCAGAAUAUGCAUCUCCACGUCCUUCCAUAAGUGGAAGCGAGAUACUUGAAGCUUUCUCUACACCGGAGUCUGAGCAUCUGCAUAGCACUGAUUCACUUCACCGAUCAGAAAGCAAUGGAAGUUCAACUGAACACAGUGGGAGGGUGUCAGAUGGAUCAUUAAGUACUGAUGAUGAGGAGGAGAGAGAACCUGACGGCAGUGGAGUAAGGAGAAGUGCAAAAGUUAUGAAUACAGUUGAACAGCGUUCUGGCCACUCACAUCCCUCCAGUUUUCCGGAUGGAGUGGAUGAUUCAUUUAAGGAUAAAAUCAGACAAGCUACUUCAGAGGCUCAAAGUUCUAAACGAGAAGCUUUUGCAGAGACUGCUAGGCGUCAGAAAGCUGAGAAAAAUGCACUUGAUGCAAUCAAAAAGGCUAAACAAUCAGAAAGUGCUUAUUCUGAGGAGUUGAAGCGAAGGAAAGAUACUGAGGUAGCACUAGCGAAAGAAAAAGAGAGACUUGUAACAAUAAAAAAAGAACAGGAAGUAGUCAUGGAAGACGUUCAAAGUGCAGUGGCACAUAAAAAGAUGCUUGAGAAUCAAAUAGCAGAAUCUGAGGCUACGAUCGAAAAGCUAAACCAGAAACUUGACAUAGCUGUGAAGUUGUUACAGAAGUUGAAAGAUGAACGAGAGGAGUUGCAGGCAGAACGUGACAGAGCACUUAGAGAAGCUACGGAGUUGAGGAGUCGUGCAGAGACCUCAACGCUACAGUCACCUCAGUACUUCACGCAUUUUACUUUCUCCGAGAUUGAGGAAGCAACUAAUCGGUUUGAUUCGACACUGAAGAUUGGGGAAGGAGGUUAUGGAACCAUCUACGUUGGUUUGCUGCGUCAUACUCAGGUGGCUAUUAAAAUGUUGAAUCCUAACAGUCCACAGGGUCCAGUGAAAUAUCAGGAGGAGGUUGAUGUGUUAAGCAAAAUGAGACAUCCAAAUAUCAUCACUUUGAUUGGAGCUUGUCCAGAGGGGUGGAGUCUUGUCUAUGAGUAUCUUCCCGAUGGAAGCCUAGAAGACAGACUUAAUUGCAAGGACAACUCUCCACCAUUAUCAUGGCAAAGCCGUGUACGCAUUGCCACUGAGAUAUGCGCAGCACUCGUCUUUCUUCAUUCCAAUAAAGCUCAUAGCGUAGUACACGGUGAUUUAAAGCCAGCAAGUAUUCUUCUCGAUACCAAUCUCGUUAGCAAGUUAAGUGACUUUGGAAGAAAAAGUUCGUCAUCUGCUUACUUGGAUCCAGAAGCUUCUAGUGAUGGGGAGGAGCUAACUCCGAUGUCAGAUGUUUACUCCUUUGGGAUUAUAUUACUACGCUUGCUGACAGGGAGACCUGCCUUAGGGAUAGCGGAUGAAGUGAAGGAGGCCAUCGAAUCUGGAACACUGAUCGACCUUUUGGACCCUUUAGCUGGUGACUGGCCCUUUGUUCAGGCUGAGCAGCUUGCUCGCUUGGCGUUGAGGUGCUGUGAGACUGUUAGUGAGAAUCGUCCAGACCUUGCCACUGAAGUAUGGAGGGUACUUGAACCUAUGAGGGCUUCUAGUGGAGGAUCUUCAUCGUUUCAUCUCGGUCGUAAUGAGCAGCGCAUAGCCCCUCCAUAUUUCAUUUGUCCCAUUUUCCAGGAAGUCAUGCAGGAUCCACAUGUAGCUGCAGAUGGUUUCACAUAUGAAGCAGAGGCUAUAAGAGCGUGGCUGGACAGUGAACACGAUACUUCACCAAUGACCAAUGACAAGCUCUCCCACACCAGCCUUAUAGCUAACCAUGCUCUUCGUUCUGCAAUUCAGGAGUGGCUUCAACAUAAUUGCUGAAAUGAAAUCCUUCAAAUUGUCAACCCCUGUUACCACAAGUAACCUCUCAUGUAAAAAAGGUUUUCUCAUUCUCUUUUUCUGUGGGAGGCAACAGAGAGUGAGUGAGUUAGAUUAGUUUUUUUUUUCCAUUAUACACAUACAUAUGAUCUCUCCACGGAUAACAUAUAUUGUCUACUUUAUCAAACGUAGUGUAAAUCUUCCAUAUUCGACUGAUGUGAUUUGUCUGUGUAUAUGUAAUAUGUUGUGCAUGAAAAGG
This is a messenger RNA of Eruca vesicaria subsp. sativa (arugula), 2905 nucleotides long. The record is from the annotation of a GenBank genome assembly. NCBI's taxonomy places the organism in Eukaryota, Viridiplantae, Streptophyta, Magnoliopsida, Brassicales, Brassicaceae.